UUUCAUUAUUCGAAUAUAAUAUUUAUGAUUGAAGUAAUUAUUUUGACUAAGUUAGUUACACUUCCGAAAAGAAGGAGUCCAAGCGGCAAAGUAGGAGCAGCAGAGGCUUGCUCAAAGAUGACAGCCGUUGCUAUCUCUCCUGCUUCUCAUGGAAUUAUUCAAGUAGUUAACGAAAGUAACUUACUUAAAAUAGAAAGUUUUCUCAAUGACACAGCGUAUAGGGAAGCCAUUGAAAAUUCGUCGAAUUAUAACAGUCGAUUAUGCAGAGAAAGGAGGUUACGUAUGCCUUUCCUGGACUCACAGACAGGAGUAGCGCAGAAUCAUUCUACGCUUUUCAUGUCCUCGAGAGAAAGGUUACCAGGAUUAUUACACGGACAAAUUUACACGUAUCCAAGCAAACGAUGGAGGAAAAAGCGGCGUCAGUAUUUAAUGCACUAUUUACAUCCAAAACGUGGACCGAGAGGUGACACAGAAGAUGGAUCUGAGGGUGUAGAAACUAUAACACAUGUCAAUGAUGAUAGUAAAGAAUCAGUUGGACUUAAAGAUGAACAUAGUAAAGAUGCAUGGUAUUACGAUGAACAAGAUAUGUUGGAUAUGGAUGCUUACGAAGAACCUGAUCCAGAUAGUGAUUAUGAUUACGAAGAAAGUUACAGUAGUAAAAGGAAAAGAAGAAAACACCGAGGUGGUGGUCAUCAUCCUGCCAGAAGUCAUCCACCAACCACAGAUAGUCCUGGGACCAAACGUACAAAGGGUGGGGGACGUGGCCGUAAGAAAACUAACUAUGAUGCUGUUGACUCCGAUAAGCCAUUCGUUUGUGACCUAUGCAGCGCACGGUAUAAAACCAGACCUGGUCUGGUCUACCAUUAUGGUCAUUCCCACUCUACUUCCUCUGGUGAUCCUGCUAAGGAACUAAGUCCCAGUCCUGCCGAAGUUGAACCUAGGAGCGUUGCAGACACCGCUGCUUCGAACCAGCCAGGUGGUACACGUCGGGGUCGACAGAACACUACUACCUCGAGUACCUCGAGUCCCUCUCCCGCAGCACCAGCUGCCCCUGCUGCGGGAGCCGCAACGCAGCCGCAACAACCAGCACAGUUACCACCAGUUCAGACGCCCAUCGCACCAACAUCGCCUACUAUACCACCACCUAAGGAAGAUCAUCUACCUGCAGUAUCAUCUCCUGGUGGUACCGCUGUACCUUCUCCUUCCUCAGUUAGACCCGAGGGUGGACCACCAACACCUGGACCUGCUGAGAAAAAGCCUGGAAAAUCCGCGCAACCCUCUCCCUACUGUGACUUUUGUUUGGGCGAUGCAAGAGAGAAUAAAAAAACUGGUGGAUCAGAGGAAUUGGUCUCUUGCAGUGAUUGCGGUCGCUCAGAUACUCUGAUAGAAGCAAAACAGCGCAGCACAUAUAACAGUACUAAAAGUUUAACAUAGUAUCAAAAUAAAUAGGUACAGUUGUAAGAAAAGAAGAAGAAAAAAAAACAAACUUUAUGCCUUCCCCCCUCGUGUCGUCAUUUUGUUUGUUUGUUUCUUUAUCCCUUUUUUUAUCUUUUCUUUUUUUUAUUUUUAUUCUUUUUUUAAAUCUUUUUCUUUCUUUUUUUUUUUUUUUCCUUUACUUUUUUCUUCAAACUUAAUUAUUUUCAAAUAGUAAUUGUUAAUUAAGAUUUGUCUGAAAAAUGGGCACAAGUAACGUUUAUACUCUUAUAUAACGUAUAGUUUUUAUUAUUCCCCUUCCAUUCUUUUGCUUGUUAAAACUCAUAGAAGGCAUUUGAUAAUCAAAAAGCACUUUUCCAUGCCAAAAAAAAAGAAAUGAUUUCACUUAAAAAGGCAAGCAAACGAAAGUAUAACGAAUUGAGCAAGUGUAAUAUAUAGAGAUGUACAGGCACACACAUACACACAUUACAUAAAUACACAUAUAUUAUUAGCAAGCUAAGCUAUAUAUAUCCGAUAAAAUGAAUAUGCCAGUACUCUACAAAAAAAAAAAAAUAUUCUUAUCAAUUGCUUCUAAACAAACAAAUGAACGAACAAAAAAAAUCCUAUUGAUAAUUAGCAACUUCAUUGCUUUUUGGCUUCUACAUUGAAAAUCAUGUAAAUAUAACGUUUUUAUGGGGUUAUAGAUUUAAUUUACAAUAGCUUUACUAUAUAUAUUAUACAUAUUAUAUAUAUACUAUAUAUAAUAUAUAUACAUACAUAUAUUAUAUAUGCAUAUAUAUUAUAUAUACAUAUAUAUGUUACAUAUGCAUAUGUGUAUAUAUAUAUAUAUAUAUUCGGUAUUUAUAUAAUACAAAAACGUAGAGUACGUUGCAAUUAAUAAUAACAUUUUUUUUCUUCGAUUAGAUAUAAUUAUAGAAAUAAUAAUUGCAUAUAUAUACAUACCAUAGACACUGACUUCCUGCCAAUAGUAAAAACAUGGGGCACAACUUUUCAAUUACUCUCUUCCAGAUUCUCUAAUUCUGUACUUUGACUAUAUAUCUGCUGCUCUUGAUUCAAUAUUAUUAUUAUUAUUAUUAUUAUUAUUAUUAUUAUUAUUAUUAUUAUUAUUAUUAUUAUCAUCAUUAUAAUUACUACUACUAUUACUACUACUACUAUUACAAUUAUUAUUAUUAUUAUUAUUAUUAUUAUUAUUAUUAUUAAUAUUAUUAUUAUUAUUAAUAUUCUUUUUUCUUUUUCUUUUUUUUUUCUUUUGAAUUAAUUCGAAUAAUAAGUUUUCAAGAGUAUUAUUACAUUUUGUCGAAUGAAAGAAUGAUUAGAUAUCUGCAGGUGUCAUCGAAUGAUAUGACACAAAUAUUUAUUAAGCAUAUUAAAAGUUAUGAUAUAUAUAUAUAUAUAUAUAUAUAUAUAUAUAUAUAUUUAUGUAUAUAUUAGGUUGUCCUAAAAGUUUCUUUUGUUUUUAAACACUGCCAGAUAAAACAGCUGCCUGCAGAUAGCGAAAGAAACUUUUGGGACCAUCUAAUAUGUUACAUAAAAAGAAGGCGUGAACAAAAAACAGUAAAAAAGAAAAAUGAAAAAAAAAAAAAUCAGAAGAAAAUUUUUCAUGGUCAGAUGUUUUUCAAUUAGGUAUGAAUUCGAAUAGUGACGUGUCACACAGACGAGAAAGCAUCGUAACGACUAUAAUGAUAUUAUGGUCUCUUUGUAGAAAUUUGAUAGCUUAGUUUUAUACAAGCUUUGAUACCUGUACAAAUAUCUUUUUUUUUUUUUUAAUAGAAGUAAUAUUGUCAUGUAUAUAUAUAUAUAUAUAUAUAUAUAUAAAUAUAUGUGUAUAUAUGUGUAUAUAUAUGUAUAUGUAUAUAUAUAUAUGUAUAUAUAUAUCUAAUAUUAAUGUAAUACCUUAUGAGUUUUUCAGGCAUAUACCGAGAGCAUUUCUUUACGAUAUGACUUUCAAACUUUUGAGUCAAAUUUAAUAAUGAGAACAUAUAUAUAUGUAUAUAAAUGCUGCAUUCCAUGCGUAUUUAUAGACAUAUUCAUAUACACUGGAAUCCAAAGCAGCUUUGGAAAAUUGUUUUCUUAUUACAAAUCAAAGAAAGAAAGAGAAGGAAAAAAAUAUCUUGAAUCAACAUAACCAUUGAAGACUUUGUCUGCUCGAUCAAAAAAUAUUAUAUAAUUUCUUCAGAUGUUUGUUGGAAGAUCAAACAAAAUUUUUUUCCAAAUUAUUCGCCAAAAAGUAAUACGUUACAGUUCAUACAUACGUACAUACAUAUAUAUAUGUGUGUAUAUAUAUGUGUGUGUAUGUGUAUAUAUAUAUAUAUACGCAAGAAAUAACAUAUACAUAUGUAUUUUAUAUAUUAUAUAGUAUAUAUAUAAGCUAUAUAUAAUACAUAUAUAUAUGUUCAAUAGUGCCGCGCGCUUAAGACGAUUUUUUCGUCACUUAAUGCUACAGUAGUUGAUGCAACAAAAUAGCAGAAGAAAAAAAAAAUAUCUUGCUUCAGUUUAUCCGAUUAAAAAAUAAAUAAUUCUUAGAUUGUCAUAAGAAAAACUCACAUGGUAUAUAUAUAUAUAAAAAGGAAAAAAAAACGAAAAAAAAAAAAGAAACCAACACACGAAAAAAAAAAGCAUGCAGAUAGUUCCUCCUUGUUAUAUAAAAUUGAAGACUUGUUAUUAGGCAAUUUUAAUUAAGCAAUACCCAUGAGGCUUACAAAUAUAGCGUUUAAGAGUAACAUUAGUUAUAUAUAUGAAUAUAUAUAUUAUAUAUAUAUACAAAUGUGAUACGUUAUGAGUUGUGUGCGUGUGGGGGGAGGGGUAGGGAGGGGUGGUAUGGGUGCGUAUAUCUGUGUCUCUUUCUCUGUGUGAUGUGUGUCAUGUGUAUGAUCUCUGUGUGUGAUGUGUGCGUAGUAGUACGUAUGAGAAUGUGAGAGUGAGAAAGGGAUAGAGAGAAAGCGAGGGAGAGUGUGCUGAUCUGCGACGUUUAUAUUGUGCUGCGCAAGAAAGAACGUGAACUAUUCCAAGGUACGCCCUGCUAUUACUUACCACCUAUUAUUCCAAAUAAUAAUAACAGUACAUAUGUUCAAAAGGCAACAUCAAAAAUUGCGAGUAUCAUGAAAUAAAACAUUAUGUGCGGAAA
Messenger RNA from Vespula vulgaris, 4558 nucleotides. RefSeq names its product zinc finger protein DPF3-like (gene d4). Lineage: Eukaryota; Metazoa; Arthropoda; Insecta; Hymenoptera; Vespidae. Bases 25 to 1434 code for a protein of 469 amino acids. Gene Ontology annotation, biological process: nervous system development. Gene Ontology annotation, cellular component: nucleus; nBAF complex. The transcript is spliced from 9 exons. The record is from RefSeq and is a predicted model, not a curated record.